This is a messenger RNA of Chelonia mydas (Green sea turtle), 5883 nucleotides long. RefSeq names its product TNF alpha induced protein 2 (gene TNFAIP2). The record is from RefSeq and is a predicted model, not a curated record. NCBI's taxonomy places the organism in Eukaryota, Metazoa, Chordata, Testudines, Cheloniidae. Gene Ontology annotation, molecular function: SNARE binding. The transcript has 12 exons. Gene Ontology annotation, biological process: exocytosis; exocyst localization. Gene Ontology annotation, cellular component: exocyst. Bases 858 to 2990 code for a protein of 710 amino acids.
AGAAGACAUUAUAUACACAGAGACCAACCAAUGGCAGGCAGGUGGGGGCACCGGGAAACCACUUACCCAGCAACUGUGAACGCUGGUGGUUGAGCGGAAUCAGCAUGUCCCAAGAGAAAGCACAGAAGGGCAUGAAACCUGUGGACCAUGUAUUUCCUCUUGCGGGAGAGGGGGUUCGUUUGUUUUUGUUUUAAGUUACUAUGUAACUCUUUGGGGAGGGAGCCAUGGAGAAAGGGAGGCCGAUGCUGGAAGGAGACGGACAUCGUUCCACAGGGAUAUCGCCGAUACAGGACCCUAGCACGGCAGGGAGGAAGGCGCUUUGGCUGUGUCUUGAGUGGGGAUUUACACCGAGCGAUGACAGCCUUGCGGCUAUGAUAUCACAAUCCACUGCCCAGCGGAUCAAUCAGAAUUCCGCUUUGGACAAUCCGCGGCUAUGACCUCACGGGGAUUAUUGACCAAUCAGUUUUGCCAGGUCCCCCCCCCCCGUGUGGUACGCUCGGGUGCCCCCAAGUGAGGAUGAGAGUUUCGGGCAGCCGCCGGAGCCCAGCCCUGCUCCUGUCAUGGGGGCAGCUGCUGUGCCGGAGCCCCACCUCCUGGCCCCUGCCCCGCGAGCCCCCCCGCUCCCCAGCGCGCGGAAAUUCCGGGCUCCCCCUUCCCGCACCCUUCUUCUCUGGCCCAACCGCGGGCGGAGUUCCCCAGCCAGUGGCCCGGUCCGCCCCCGCCCCCCAUGCGCUGCUCGCUAUAUAGCCGCAGCACCGAGCUCCUUCAGCAGCGGUGGAGCAGAGUCACCCGCGGCAGGAGCGAGCGCCAGAGCCCGGCGAGCCAGACUGGGACUGCAGGACAGAGCUUAAAAAAAGAUGAUAAAAAUGAUGCACUUUUUCAACAGCAGUCCUUUUGGGAUGGAUAAGAUUUCUAAGGACUGCGUCACUGGAGUAAAGCUGCCUGGAAAACCUUCCACAUCAUCAGAAUCCGAACCACAUAUUGUGUCUAUUGAAUCAGCUGUGGAAGAGACCCAGCCAAAAGAUCAGAUGAAAACUGAAAGCCAAGGACAAGAUUCUGUUCUCGGAGACUCACAUGAACCUUCCACUGAAGCCAAUGAGAGCUGUCCUCAUUCAUCUGAGUGCAGAGAUAGUCCCAAAAAGAAAAAGAAGGGAAUAAAGGGAAAACUAAAAGAUGCCUUUUCCAAUUUUUGGGGUGGUCAGAAGAUAGAGAAUCUAAUAGAAAACGAUGGAGCAUUGACAGCUGAACAAAUCAGAGAGCACCUUGAAAGUGACCAUUUCUUCGAUGCCACUAAACAGCUGAUUGCUCUGGAGUGGGCCCUCUACAGCAACUUAAGUGGCAAGAGUGAAGAGGAAUUGUCAAGGGAGCAAAGCGAAGUGGAAUCACUUUAUGAACUACUGAGGUGUAAAGUCUUCAGCAUCAUAAAGAAUUCGAUAAUCCUAGCACCAGCUAAUCCAAAGUUACUACGGCAUGCCGUGUACGCAAUAGAAGAGCAGGAGGUGGAGGAUGAGAAAUACAAGUCAGAGAAGCUACCUGACCAGAUCGUGAGUUACAGACCCAGAAAAUGGAGGGAGGUUUGGAUGGACACAGUGAAGCAGUCUGUAGCUGAUCGUAUGAAAGACAUCCAGCGCACUAGCUGUGCUAAGAACCUGUCUACAACUGCUCAUUGCCUCCUGCACAUGGGAAGGACAAUGAAAGAGGAUAUGACAACAGUGGUGGAAUGCAUUAAACAACAUUACCAUGCACAGUUUAACGUGUGCAGCACAUAUGCAGAAUGUUACCACAGCUAUUUCUCUUCUCAGCUGCAGCAGAUUGCUGACUUUGAACUGGGAGAUAAGGACACAUAUCUCCUCCUCACUUGGGUGCAGAACCUUUAUCCAAAUGACAUAAGAAAAAAUUCCAUUUUAGUGAAAGAGUUGGAUGAAGCCAAACUGGGGAGCCUUUUGCCACCCAAAAUGAUCAAACAGCUUGAAGCUACAUACCUGUAUAAUGAAGCGGCUUCUGUCAAGAACUGGCUGGCCAAGAGUUUAGAAAUGGAAGUAAAGAGGUGGACAGAAGAGAAAGAACCGGAAAAACUGGAUGGACGUUUUCAUAGUGAAUUAGCCAUAGAUGUCAUCCAGACUAUUCAUGGAGGACAAAAGCGAGCUGCAGAAAUUACACCUGAACUGGGCAACCAACUGUCUAUCGUACUGUUGGUGGAGCUGUCAACAUUUUUGAAAAGCUACAAGAAAGCCUUAGAAGAAUUUAAAGAGAAAAACAAGCAGCAUGGCUAUUUCAAGGCUAUGAUAAUUGCAAAUAUUAACAACUGCAUGAAUUUUAGAGACCACACGGAGAAAACCACGACAUCAGCACAAGACAGCACCAGAUUGAAAAUACUUGCUACGCUUCGUGAAAUAGAGAACAGUGGCUAUGAUGAACUGCUUCAAGAUUUGUUUCUGGAGUUAAAGCCUAUUUUUAGAAAGUUCACACAAAGUAAAUGGCUUUCGUGCAGUGAAACGAUGGAUGAAAUCAUUCAGGCCACCAGCAACCACCUUUCAGAAUUCAAGACUCUCCUCGACCCCUUUUACCAGGGCAUUAUGGAGAAGAUUCAUGGUCACUUGGUGAGAGAAUACAUUGUGAGGCUAAUGAAGAAGAAAGUCAGCUUGAAAACCCCAGAACUACAGCAAAACUUGUCAAAACUCAUUUCAGCUCAUGCCUCCCACUUGCAGAGCUUCUGCAAAGAGAAGGGGUCUAAGGCCACAUGGUUGGAUUCUGCACUCCCAAAACUGGCUGAAAUAAUCAUACUUCAGGAUUCAAGUGCCAUUAAAAUAGAAGUUGCUAUACUUGCUAAUACAUACCCAGAUAUCAGCAAAAAGCACCUUGCUGCCAUCUUGUACAUCAAGGGAAACUUGCCGAACAGUGAAGUAAGAAGCAUCCUGAGCAUCCUGGAUAUCAGCACAAAGUCCACCACUUCCUGUGACCCACUGUUCUCAGCUAUAAGGAUUUCCUAGGCUUGAUCCCAGCACUCAUACUCUAUGGGACUAUUUGCUAAGCUAGUAAAAGUCACAGCAUGGGGCCAGAUUCAGCAGGCCUCAUGCAUGGGCCAUGCAGCUAACCAGUGCAUCAGCAUUUCUCUGCUGAAGUCCUUUUUUGUCAUUGUAAGAUUGACUCCCCUGUGGGAAGAGAUUUGCUCUGUGCUUAGCUACGAAGGGAUGGAAUCUGAUAGAGGGGUUGUGGCCUAGUAGUUUGUAGUUCUCUGAACAGCAAACAGAGCUCUCAAAUCAGACACUGACUCCCUCUGAGGUCUCAGGCAUAUCCCACUAUGCCUCAGUUUCCCCCUGGGUACAGUAGUACUCCACUUACUUCCCAGGAGCAUUGCAAGUAUUACCUAGCUAACUAAUUAUUUAGAUAAGAUCUAUAAAGCAUGGCUUGUCCUCUGUGGAGGAAGAGGCUAUUUACAUUUCAUUUUUUUCUUCCAAAAGCUUAGCAAAGUGAUUGGGGAAAAAAAUAAUUUCAGAGGAUGCUCAGUAGACAUCUGCUAGGUUUUCUUUUUAAUCAGAGGCUAUGAAGCUGCAUUUUCUAUUAGAUCAGUAAGAUGUGGUGAAGGGGUCAGGAAGGAACAAAGUCUGUCCUCAGGCUAGCUUGCAGGAACAGUUUGGAUAAGGAAAGUUUUAAAGGGUCUCAUUGAAAAUUGUGACUGCAUGUGUUUCAAAAAGUGAAAUUGCCUUAUCAUGGACAAGAGAAAAGUCACAGCACAGAAAGCUGCCAAUCUUGGGACUUUAGGAGCUUUCUGCAUUUUGUAAAAUCCAAAUUUUAAUUUUUUUAAAAAUCUAGGUUUCUGCACCUUCCUUUUGUGAGGCUACAGUCAGCACAGUGUAAACUGAUGGGCUGCUUCCCAGCUAAGCAAGCCUAGCAGAAAGCAUUCCCUAGCUACACCAUAGCAGCCAGCCAAAGGUGGGACUUUACCACUCCUAUACCCCAUUCACCUCCAUGAGGUGUGAAUUUCUAAGCCUGCUUGGCAAAUUAGCAUCCAGUCCUGCAAGUGCUUUGCACGCAGAGCUCCUAUCCGAGUUCUGUGUAGGACUGGGAUUUUAAGUGCUCACAUUUCUGACUUUCUCCUGUUUAUAUUCAGUAGUUUCCAGUGCUAUAGAUUAAGGGUUUCUAUAGCUAAUUAUACAUUGUAAUAGUUGUUGUAGCCUAAGGCCCCAAUUCAGCAAAGCAUUUACCUUGCUUACAUCCACAACAUUCAGCAAAGCGUGCAUUUCAGUUCUGUUGCUUUCAAUGGGAUUUGCACAUGUGCUUUAAGUGUUCAGGGGCCUAACUGCAUAAAUGCAACACACAUUUUGUGUUGUUUUGUAUAAAAUCUCUCUCUCUCUCUCUCAGUUGCCCUCUAUCCUGCUGUUGUUGGUCUAGACUAGAGCUGGAAAUACUAAUCUUGGGUAUGUUUUGAAAGCAAGUUUGUUUUCAAGACAAUCUUUUAGCCAGAGAAUUACCUAAAUAUCCAAGUUGUUGAAUCCAAGACCUUUACCCUCUGUAUCAAACUGUAGAAAGCUCAUCUGCUAGGAGGAUGAAUGACUAUGGAAACUGUGAAAUGGCAGUUGCAGACAAAGCAUACUGGCAUCAACGUCCCUAUAAAACCACCUUUAAAUGUGACCACAAUUUGUGUAUGCUGCAUGUAAGCUUCUGCUUUCUAACCCUGAGGUUGUAUUUCCACAGGUGCUUGUAGGUCACUGGUGUAUUUUAGAAUCCAAUUUUAUUUUCUCUAAUUAGUUAUCUUUGUAUGUAAUAUUUAUAUUUAAACAAUUUUAAAAUUAUGCUGGAAAUGUAGCUGACUUACCUCUGGUUGUGUGUAUGUACCAUACGCAUGGGUAACCCUAUGGUAUUCCUUCAGAGAUGAUUCCCCUACUACUUGCACCCUGAUGAAUGUUAGGUUAGGGUUGCCAACUUUCUAAUUGCAGGAAAUCCCACCCCUUCUCAGAGGCCCCGCCCCACACUUACUUAAUCCCUGCUUCCUCUGUCACUCGCUCUCCCCCACCAUCACUUGCUCGCUCAUUUUCACCAGGCUGGGGCAAGGGUGUGGGAGGGGGUAAGAGUUCUGGCUGGAGGUGCAGGCUCUGAGGUGGGGCCAGGGAAGAGGGAUUCAGAGUGCAGGAGGAGGAUCAGGGCUGGGGUAAGGGUGCAGGAGGGGAUGUGGGGUGCAGGUUCUGGGCCACACUGACCUCAGUUGGCCCCAGCAUUUCCCAGGGAUGGAGGAAGUACACGUGGCUCCUGGUAAGCAGUGGCAUGUCUCUCCAGCUCCUAGGCAGAUGGGCAGCCAGGGGGCUCUACACCGCCCCCACCCCCACAGGCACUGCCCCAAGUGCCGGCUCUACAGCUCCCAUUGGCCAUGGUGUUCCUGGCCAAUGGCAGCUGUGGAGCUGAAGGUCGGGGCAGCGCACAGAGCCCCCUUCACCGCCCCUCCACCUAGGAGCCAGAGGCACAAGCUGGCCACUUCCUGGGAGCCACGCAGAGCCAGGCACGGAGCCUGCCUGCUCAGGGUACCCAACCAGACGUUUAGCGGCCCUGUCAGCUGUGCUGACUGGAGUUGCCAGCAUUCCUUUUCGACCGGGCAUUCCGGUCAAAAACCGGAUGCCUGGCAACCCUAUGUUGGAGUCAAGUGCCUAGUACAUUGAGGGUACUACUGGAAUACAAAUAAAAGAAGCUGGUAUUGCAGGGCCACAUGCUAUGUGUGUGUAUUGUUACUGCAUACUCUGCCUUAUUCAUUUCAUACCGUAGCCUGGCUUCCUAUGGUCUUGAGAGUAGGGACUGUCGUCUCCUGUAUGUUUGUGUAACACCUAGCACAGUGGUGUCCAGCCUAGGUGUAACUGAACUAUAAGCGUUGAAUAAUAAAGACAGAUCAGUAUA